This is a messenger RNA of Rhodamnia argentea, 1674 nucleotides long. Its product is annotated as protein CHLOROPLAST IMPORT APPARATUS 2-like. The transcript has 3 exons. Gene Ontology annotation, biological process: regulation of DNA-templated transcription. The record is from RefSeq and is a predicted model, not a curated record. NCBI's taxonomy places the organism in Eukaryota, Viridiplantae, Streptophyta, Magnoliopsida, Myrtales, Myrtaceae. Gene Ontology annotation, molecular function: protein binding. The coding region runs from base 325 to 1509 and encodes 394 amino acids. Gene Ontology annotation, cellular component: nucleus.
UCUUGUCAAUCAAAUAUGUUUUUGUCUGGUACUUCUUGUUGGCUGUUCUAUUUGGGUUUAGGGUUUUAGGGCCUCUCAUCCUCUCGUCCCCAAACUUGUCAUGCCUUUUCAUGGCCAAAGCCAAAGCCAAGAACCGAAAACCAGAGACCAAACCAAUUCGAAGUUAGCCUCAGUUUUUCCGACCGACCCAAAUCGAAGUUCUCACAUGCAGACUCAGAACUCUUGUUUUCUGCAACUCAGAGCAAGCAAUAGUUUGGGGAUUCUGUUCUCACCUUGAAUUGCCACUGAACUUUGGGUCCAUUCUACACCUCGCCUGCUGCCGCAAUGUCUUCAUGCUUGAGCGGCGGUGGAAGGACAUACCAGUUCGACCUGGAAAUCAUCAAUAAGUCCCGUUGGAUAUCGGCAUCUCGAUCAUCGUCACCUCCUUCUUCUUCUUCUUCACCUGCUUCGACUCUUUCAGAAUCAAGCAAUUCUCCAAUCUCGAUCUCCACCAGAAAAACACGCACACCCAGAAAACGGCCCAAUCAGAUUUACAACGAGGCGGCUGCUCUGCUCUCCACCGUCUACCCCAACAUUUUCUCCGCUAAAAAUCUCAAGAAUCCCCGGAAAUUCUCCAAUUUCGAGGACUAUUUCUCCGAUGAAUCCUCCGAUUUGCUGUUACCUCUUCCAGACUUCGAGACGGCCAGCUUCUUACUCCACCAGCCGAUUCCAGCCAAAUCAGAUCCCCGAAUCGAACCGAAGUGUUCUCCACGAUUUCCUGAAAGUCAAUGCGGCGACAACGAAAGCAUAUCAAAGUCGCCGCAAUUGGACGAUGAGUUCAACGACGACGAAUUCGACGCGGAAUCGAUCCUCGACGAAGAGACCGGGGAAGGAAUCGACAGUAUCUUGGGGAACCUAAGCGCGAGCGCCGCCGCGAACGAUGAAGCCGAAGCGACGGCGAGCUACGGGAUUCCGGUCGGAUUGGGGUUCGGGACGAGGAGGGGGAUCAGGCCGCUGAAGCGCGUCGACGAAGCGAGCUGGUGGAAUUUCUCCACCGUCGACGUCGUCGAGAUCUCUCCGAAACUCAACAGCAGAGCAUCGGAUUCGAAUUCGGUGGAUAAGAAGAAGAACAAGAACAAGAAGAAAUCUGAUAAGACUCCGUUGGAACCGAAAACCCUAAUGGCGGCGUCGGCAUCGGCAUCGGCGGCGAGAGAGCUGCCGAAAUCCGGCCUUUUGAUGCUGAAAUUGAACUAUGACGGCGUGCUAGAUGCUUGGUCCCGCCGUGGGAGGCCUUUUUCCGGCGAGAGCCCCGUCCCCGACGUGCCGGUUGGGCUAGCAGAUUUUGAUUCAUUUCCAAAAUAUGGAACGGAGAAGGACGGCAUGGGGCCGCGCUACAAGGAAAAGCGUCUCACACGCCUUUUCUCCAAGAAGAUCGAGUACCAAGUCAAGAGAGCACACGCCAAUGAAAGGCCUAGAGUGAAGGGGCGUUUUGUGAGAAGGCCAGAUUCAAGCGGCAGUGACCCGAAAUGAUGAACAAAGUCCAAUUUAUCUGAGAAUCAUCAUCACUUCAUCAAUUUUUGCGCCUACACGCUUGCGCGCUCUUCGCCACCCGUAUUCUGCUUUUCUUCUUAGUUGUCAUUGAGGGGUUGGAGGACGUUCCAUCGAUGAGUUGAAAAGAUAUGCAAAUUUGGUAGA